Molecule: messenger RNA, 1446 nt
Organism: Knipowitschia caucasica
Lineage: Eukaryota; Metazoa; Chordata; Actinopteri; Gobiiformes; Gobiidae
Source: the annotation of a GenBank genome assembly
AUGGCCGCCCCGAGUCAUCCUCCAGCUCCUGCCCGGGCCGAGGAGGAGAGGCAGAGGAGGAGGAGGAGGAAGUGGCAGGUGUUCCCCGGGAAGAACCGCUUCUACUGCGAUGGUCGCGUCAUAGUGGCCCGCAAGAGUGGAGUGAUGCCCCUGACCCUCGGGCUGAUCCUGAUCACCAGCGGGCUUUUCUUUGUGUUUGAUUGCCCCUUCUUGGUCCAGCAUCUGACCGUGUGCGUACCAUUUAUCGGAGGAGUGCUUUUUGUAUUUGUCCUCAUCACACUGCUGCAGACGACCUUAAGCGACCCAGGGAUCAUGCCCAGAGCCACGCCUGACGAAGCCGCGGACAUCGAGAAGCAAAUUGAUGAGUCUGGAAGCACCAGCCACCAGUCUCCUCCGCGCACGAGGGAAGUGGUCAUAAACGGGCAGCUGGUCAAACUCAAGUACUGUCCCACGUGUAAGAUGUUCCGUCCGCCUCGCACCUCUCACUGCAGAGUGUGUGACAACUGUGUGGAGCGCUUCGACCAUCACUGUCCGUGGGUGGGGAACUGUGUGGGAAAACGCAACUACAGAUUCUUCUACUCCUUCAUCGUGUUUCUGUCCUUCCACACGGCCUUUAUUUUUGGCUGCGUGACCACACAUCUCGCUCUGAGGGCUCAGGGCGGCAAAGGACUUGUGUUUGCUCUGCAGGAGAGUCCGGGCAGUGCAGUGGAGCUGGUGGUAUGCUUCUUCUCAGUAUGGUCCAUUGUGGGCCUCUCGGGCUUCCAUACGUACCUUGUAGCUUCCAAUCGAACCACCAAUGAAGACAUCAAAGGCUCGUGGUCGGCUAAGACGGGAGGAGAACCAGUGACGAACCCGUACAGUCACAGAAACGUCUGUAAAAACUGUUGCUCCAUCCUUUGUGGACCGAUGCCCCCCAGUUUAAUUGACAGACGGGGUUUUCUGCCAGAAGACGAAUGUGUGCAGACAGGAGGGAAGGACAUGGAGCUGCCUGUAGUGAGCACGAAGACUGAAAUAAAUGUGUGCGCACAGGGGACCAAGGGCCUCCUGGAGUCUGCUGCCCGCUCCCCGCUGCUGUCCAGCUCCUGCCCUCAGGGGAAGCCUCACUCCUGCCCGGACAACCACCUCACCGUGCUCCCUCACCCUGCCCCGCAGUCAGCCAACAUACAACCCGCUCCCCCAGGGUCCUCAGCCCCGCACCGAACCAAGACACACAACUCUCCACCACAAAGAACCAAAACACACGGCUCUCCACCACAAAGAACCAAAACACACAGCUCUCCACCACAAAGAACCAAAACACACUCAUCCAAGAGGAGAAAACACACAGAGACUCACACAUCCAACUCUGGCUUGGAGGACAUAGCGCCCCCUACCUCAGUGGAUCCGGAGCGCCAACGCCAUAAACACCACCGCCAUCACAACCGCUCCAAAACCCAGCGUCAUUGA